AUGUCGAACAUGUCGCUCUCAGACUCGGACCUAUCGUCGCUUUCGUCGGCGCCUCCGUCCGACGAAGAAACGGGCUCCAUGGCCAUUGAUGAGCCCGUCGGCAUCGCGAAGUACUUCAAGAAGGAGUCCGAAUCUCCGCCGCCGAAGCGGGAGCCCUCACCACCCCACGAAUAUGUGUUGGCGGAUAAUCCAGAUAUUGCAUUCAUUGUAAUGUUCCGUGCGCGUUUUCACGAUGCGUUCCCGCGAUCUACACCACACUUUGGACCACAAGAUGUUGAAAGAGGCGUCGCGGAAUCUCCUCCGGGCGAUCAUAUUGAGAGAUUAUUAUGUGCAUUUCUUGGAUUGGUAUUGAAUCGGAAGAAGGAUGUCGAUCGGAAUCACUACCAGCGUCCCUUGGAAGAGGCGAUCCAAACCCACGCUUCUCAGUGGCCUAAGGCUUGGCAAGGCAAGAACCCUCUGCACGGGGGUCGCACUUUCGCAACCAUGUCGCCAGAAGAACGCUUGCUGUUAUUGAGAUCCUUGAUCCUCUGGUCCCUUGCCUCGUCCGAUGCCAUUCAGGCUAAAAUCAAAGAGUCCUACAAACAGGCACGCCACGAAGACGACCUGAACCAACCACUCUCCGUCCAACCAUGGGGUCGCGACGGCCUCAAGCGCAGAUACUGGCUCAUCGAAGGAUUGGAUGAUACACAUUUCAGACUGUACCGCGAGGGCAACCCUGCCCUUAAGAAUGUUACCUGGUGGAGUGUGGCAGGAAAUAUCCCUGAGUUGAAGGCGGUUGCAGACAGGCUUGACGGCGAAAAAAGUAUCCACUCCAAAAAACUAAGUGAGAGGAUAAGGAACUCGAUACCCCGCUUCGAGGGCUCAGAGGAGAAACGCAAGCGUCGAGACUACCGGAUUGCGCGAAAGGCGGCAUUCGCUCGGCCGGAGCCUGGCUUCUCUCUAUAUGAAGGCCGUACACGCGGAAAGAAACUGAAAUACACCUACUCCGAUGACGAGGACAUCUUCUCUGAUGGCCUUCCUUCCACGCGGCGCUCAACGCGCAACACCUCGGGGAUCUCCACACCCCCAGAACCAGCCGGCCCUAGAUUCACAGCUAGUGGUAGGCAAAUACGGUCCCGCGCAGGCGGCCUUUACGGUGAGACGUUGUUGAGUGGACAACGCGAGGACGGCGACGCUGGCGACGAGGGUAGACCCUCAAGGGGUCGGACAACUCGAGCAAAUGGAUAUACAGAAUACGAGGACGAUGAAAUGGACGAAGGUUCAGAAGCAGGACAAUCCAGCGGAAAUGAGUGGCAAGGAGGCGAAGGCGAGGAAGAAGAGGACAACGAUUUCGAGGGGGACGACGAAGAGGAGCUGAGUGGGGAUGAAGCAGUGAUGAACGGAGAACCACCAAGCCUUGUGGUACAACUCAGGUACAAUAAGGACAAGGCCCCAAGUAGCCCCAAUGGGCCAGCAGAGGAACCCUUACAGCAAGAUCCGAAGAGCAAGGAGGAUGUGGCUAAACCGGUCACGGCGACUGGUGCCGAAGAUGCACUGCAAGGACAACCACCACCCGCGCUGAACGGGCAAUCCGCUACGGCACAGAGCUCCCAACCAGACGUGGUCGCAAAGUCUCUACCUGAUGCUGCGGCUAGCACUUCUACUAGUGUUGAUGUGUCGCAGCCGACUGCGACUGAGACGAAGACGCAAACGGCUUAA
Molecule: messenger RNA, 1698 nt
Organism: Aspergillus niger
Lineage: Eukaryota; Fungi; Ascomycota; Eurotiomycetes; Eurotiales; Aspergillaceae
Exons: 5
Coding region: 1-1698 (565 amino acids)
Source: RefSeq, a predicted model, not a curated record